Molecule: messenger RNA, 393 nt
Organism: Neoarthrinium moseri
Lineage: Eukaryota; Fungi; Ascomycota; Sordariomycetes; Amphisphaeriales; Apiosporaceae
Exons: 3
Coding region: 1-393 (130 amino acids)
Source: RefSeq, a predicted model, not a curated record
AUGUUCGCAACACUUGUCCGACGCGCGGCCGCGGACUCACUGCCUGCCAGGCUGAGGACCGCGGCGAGGCCGCCGCCCCCGGGCGUCUACAACAGUCGCUUCAAGCCGCGGAAGAUCUGGCCGCCCGACUUCUCCAAGCUGUCGCAGAAGGAGCAGUUCCGGUUCGAGAAGAAGUACAAGCGCAGGGUGAAGCUGGCCACUGCGCGCCCGCGCUGGGACAGGCUCGUCAAGAUGGCCCAGCUGUUCAGCGUCACCAGCGUUCUGAUAUACAGCGUGCUGUUCAUGGACUGGAACACGGAACACCAGCCCUUCCAAGGACUACGAGAUAGGUUCUGGGGCGCCGUGGAAUCCUUCUCCCCUGACAAACGAUACGAUCGUCGCAAGACAGAAUAA